GCCGCAGAUUUCGCGCGGGGCGGGUGUUGUCAUUGUAUUUUCACGUGACGAAAGUAAGUUUACUGUAGAAUAUUUGAUAACGAAUCGUGUGAAAAUGCCGCCGAAAAAGCGGGAGAAAGAAGUAGAUGGACAAAAAGGUCCUCGAAUGGAUCAAAUACAAGCAGACCAUGAGCUAUUUCUACAGGCCUUCGAAAGUAAGAACUCUCAGACAUCGUCUUUCCUUUUAGUACAUUGUUAUAAAUCAGAAUUAAAUAAUAUCAAGUAUCAUAAUCUUUUUUACUUAAUUAAAAUUUGUUACAAAAUGUUGAAAGAUGUGAGUUCACCAAUUAUGCAGGUUUCAGUUGGUACAAGUGAAGUUCCAAUCAAUCCUUGUGAAAAUCAACCUCCUCCAAAAGCACCUACUAUAUCUAUACCUAAUGAAUCCUUCAGUUUAAAUAAUGGUCAUGUAGCAAAGACUUAUAUGCUUUUACUUAGGGUAUAUUGUACAUCUAAUGCUAGUUGCCUUACACAUAACUGUGAUUUAGAUGAACCAGCUCAGAAGCGUCGUAAAUCUUCCACGGGUUCAAUUAAAACUGGAGGGGAAGAAGUAAAAUUGUAUGGUUCUGAACUCAUAGUGUAUGAUAAACAUAAUCGAUGUUUACUCACAGACGGCGAUUAUGAGUUAGGUUUACAAGAAGUACAAACCAAUAUUCGAUCUAGCCCAAAGAAGCACAGCUCUUGGGAGUCUGUACCUGACAUCAAGGAGUGUGGUCCGUUUGAAGUAUUUAGCAAGGGACCAACAUUAAAAUUUAGGCUUAAUUGGACAACUGAACCAAGUAAUGGCUUAGUUGAUCGACCAACUCCAAUACACCCCGUACCAAGCAGCGAUAACAAAGAAAAUCGAUCAGGAAAUACUGGUUUAGAACGUUCUUCCAUGAAUAAUAACAACAACAACAAUAAUAAUAACAUUAAUAACAACAAUAACAACAACAACAACAAUAAUUGUACACUGCCAACACCUAGUCCUCUUAAUGCUUCAAGAAUGACAACACCUAGUGAGAAAACGGACACUUCCACGAGUACACAACAAAUAGUGUAUCAGUUCCUGUAUAAUAAUAAUAGUCGUCAACAAACAGAAGCUUGUGAAGAUUUACAUUGCCCUUGGUGUUCACUAGACUGUGGAAAACUUUAUUCACUUUUAAAGCACUUGAAACUAUGUCAUUCACGAUUUACAUUUACAUAUGUGCCAAUUCCACAAGGUGCUCGUAUAGAUGUAGCAAUAAAUGAAUGUUAUGAUGGCUCCUAUGCUGGUAGUCCUCAUGAAUUAAUUUCACAACCAUCUAGUGUAGCGUUUUCAAGAACAGGGCCAACGAGACGUACAAGUGUAACAAAUAUUUUAGUAUGUCAUCCAAAAAGGACUAAACCAAGUCUUUCUGAAUUUUUAGAGCUUGAUGAAAAUGAAUAUGAAAGCCAAAGACCUUAUAUUACAGGGCAUAAUAGAUUAUAUCAUCAUACUGUUACAUGCUUACCCAUAUAUCCAAAAGAAAUGGAUAUUGAUUCUGAGGGAGAAAAUGAUCCAAAAUGGUUACAAACAAAAACAAUGAUGAUGAUUGAUGAUUUUACAGAUGUGAAUGAAGGAGAAAAAGAACUUAUGAAAAUGUGGAAUUUACAUGUCAUGAAAUAUGGCUAUGUAGGAGAUUGCCAAAUACCAUUGGCCUGCCAAAUGUUUUUAGAAACUAAAGGAAAGGAAUUGCUCAUGAAAAAUUUAUAUCGUAAUUUUGUUUUACAUAUGUGUAGUUUGUUUGAUUUUGGUCUAAUUAGUCCAGUGGUUUUAUAUCAAACAAUUCAAAAAUUGCAAGAGAUAAUGAAAGAAGGCGGUGAAAAUAGUGAUAUUCGAAAAGUUUUACAAAAGUCACAUGAAGCUCAAGUCGAAAAAUGGCUUAGCUCUGGCUGUCAAGCACCUUCAGAUGUUAGUAGACAAAUUAGUACAAGUACUAAAGUAAAUUUUAACACUGAUGGAUCGAAUUCUAAUGCGAGACGAAAAACUUCUUUACCACUUGGUUCGCCGAAUUCACAACCCGUCAAAACGACAACACCCAUCCAUAAUAAUGUCAGUAAACAUGCUAGUAUGAUGACUACAUCGUCAAACAAGUCUGUAAAUCAUAAUAGUACAAUUCAAACUUCUAUUAAUAAAAAUACUGGGACAUUUACAUCUAUACAAAAUAGUGCAAAUAAAACUAGUUCCACAGUUUGUGCAACAAAUAUUGCAAGUAGUAAGACUCCUGCAGUGAUUUCUAUAUCCAAUGGAAUAUCUAAUCAAAAUGAAAUAGGACAAAGACAAACCAGUGAUAUACCAAUACGGCGUAAAAGUACAAAUUCGAUAGUUCAAAUUUCAGAGAAUACGACGCCUUUACGCCGAAAAUCAAUGGCCAGUGAAAGUGCAACUACCGAAUAUCAUAGAAGAAAAUUGAUUUUAGAUGCAGUACCGAAUAGUGGUAAUAGUAACCAAAAACCACCACACAAUGGAAGUAGCUAUUAG
Molecule: messenger RNA, 2518 nt
Organism: Habropoda laboriosa
Lineage: Eukaryota; Metazoa; Arthropoda; Insecta; Hymenoptera; Apidae
Gene: Su(z)12
Product: polycomb protein suz12-B
Exons: 8
Coding region: 95-2518 (807 amino acids)
Cellular component (GO): ESC/E(Z) complex; nucleus
Molecular function (GO): chromatin DNA binding
Source: RefSeq, a predicted model, not a curated record